UCUUUCUGCCUGAUGUUCUGCUUGUAUCCUCACCACAGCUCAGCUGGAAUCUGCCUCGUGCGAGGAACUCUUACUGCAGUCGUGAACGGAGUCACCCACCUCUGAGCUUGACAGCUGCGCUAUAGUCACAGUCAUGGGAAAAGGCUCCUCAAUGCUUCCCUCUGUUUCACUGAGAGUCAUUGAACUUCAACUGGUUAUGUGGUCGGAGUAAUUUUGUCACUGAUUGUCCACAACGGACUUUCUCACACAACCAAAGUUCUUUUUAAGGAUGGCCAGGCAUCGGAGGGAGACUGUUCUUUACUCCAGAAACAAGCCAAAUCCGUCUUGAUAUCUUUAUUGCUCUUGAAGUGGAGGCUGAAUAAACCAGAAAUGUGCCAACUGAAGCAGCCUCAAUGACAUUGUAAUGGACCACAUCUGUAUUAGAAGAAUAAUGGACUUGCAAAGGACUUGUAAAAUCCUUCCUAAAUGAACUGAUCUUAUUAUUAUAACUUUUUCUGUUGGUUCCUACUACCCUUAUGUUUCUGAUCAGAUCUUACCAUCACAACAAUGAGUAUGAAUUUACAAAGGAAACUUCAAUAUCCAAGAUGGAACAGUUUUCAGAUGAUGAACUUGAUCAUGCAGCAGAGGAGGACAGUGAUAAAGAGGACCAGGACCUUGACAAAAUGUUUGGAGCUUGGCUUGGAGAGCUGGACAAACUAACAAAGAGUCUGGAUGAUGGGAGACCAGAGAAGGUACAGAAAGCCCCUCUCAGACAAGAAACAAGCAUGGCCAACACGGCCUACCGCUUCUCAGUUUAUAACAUCAACGAGGCUCUGAAUCAGGGUGAAGCAGUGGAUCUAGAUGCUCUAAUGGCAGACCUGUGCUCCAUCGAGCAGGAGCUCAGCACCAUCGGUAAGCCCAGCAGCGGUUCAUCUCGUCUUGGCCUGUCCGGGGAACCCAAAGUGCGUCAGAAACCACCGGCAGGCCGCAGUCACAGCACUAAACACACGGGCAGCAGCAGCAGCAGUGGAGGGGCGAGCAGCAGUGGAGGCAGCACCAGCAGCAGCACCCGCGCCUCGCCAGCUUCUACAGUCAGGGUAGGCAGCACCGGCAGCAGACCCCCAUUGGCAUCCAACUUCUCUCUAGAUGACAUCACUGCCCAGCUGGAGAAAGCCUCCCAGAGCAUGGACGAAGCAGCCCAGCAGAGCUCCACAUCUUUCGGUUCUACACCCUCCACAGCGUACUCUUCCUCCACAGUGCGACGGACGACCUCCCAUCAUCAUCAUCAUCGCAGGACGGGGUCUGUGGGUACAGUCACCGAGCAUGAGGUGCGACCCUUUGUCCAUUCCUCUUGCUCAAGCAUUAACUCAGCCUCUGCAUCCAGCAUGGACUCACUGGACAUUGAGAAACCCAAGGAUCAGGACGGGUUACAGGAUGGACAGGACCAACAGAGUUCGGAGGAGGAACAAGCUGCCAAAUAUAAAGCUGAGAAGAUUCGAGUGGCUCUGGAGAAGAUAAAGGAAGCACAGGUUAAAAAGUUGGUAAUCCGGGUGCACCUAUCAGACGAGAGCUCGAAGACUAUGAUGGUGGACGAGAGACAGACGGUGCGUCAAGUGCUGGACAGCCUGCUAGACAAAUCCCACUGUGGUUACAGCCUGGACUGGUCUCUGGUUGAAAUCCUCUCUGAACUCCAGAUAGAGAGAAUUUUUGAGGAUCAUGAGAACCUGGUGGAGAACUUGCUGAACUGGACCAGGGACAGCACCAACAGACUGAUGUUCAUUGAACGUAUUGAGAAAUAUGCACUUUUCAAGAACCCUCAGAACUAUUUGCUGGGGCGGAAGGAGACGUGUGAGAUGGCAGACAGAAAUAAAGAGGCUCUUCUGGAGGAGUGUUUUUGUGGUAGCUCUAUCAGUGUGCCUGAGAUGGAAGGGGUGCUCUGGCUCAAAGAUGACGGCAAAAAAUCCUGGAAGAAGCGCUACUUUCUGUUACGAGCCUCUGGAAUAUAUUAUGUGCCAAAGGGGAAAGCCAAGGCCUCUAGAGACCUGGUUUGCUUCCUGCAGCUGGAUCAUGUUAAUGUGUAUUUGGGUCAGGACUAUCGCAGCAAGUAUAAAGCACCGACUGACUACUGCAUGGUCCUGAAGCACCCUCAGAUUCAGAAGAAAUCACAGUACAUCAAGUACCUGUGCUGUGAUGAUGUCAGAACACUGCAUCAAUGGGUCAACGGAUUACGCAUUGCCAAGUAUGGCAAGCAGCUGUAUGUGAACUACCAGGAGGCUAUGAGGCGCACAGAGGCGGCUCAUGAUUGGUCCUCCCUGUCCAGCUCCAGUAUGAAGUCUGGUUCCAGCUCUUCCAGUCUGCCAGAAUCUCAAUCCAACCACUCCAGCCAAUCAGACAGCGGUGUGUCAGAGACCACAUCCUCCGGUCAUGUGCGUUCUCAGAGCGUGGUCAGCUCCAUAUUUUCUGAGGCCUGGAAGAGAGGCAAUCAGUCAGAUGACACCAAGAUGAGAAUGGACUCUGCCCCACCAACACAGCCUGCUAGAGCUUCAUACCCUCUGCAGCUUCCCCAAAUACCCCAGAUGCCACAGUCUAUCCAGUCUCGUAGCAGCUACUCUGGUGUGUCCCCAAUGUCCUCCCCCUCACCUCCAUCUCCACCACCUCUGCCUCCUCCACCUCCGCCACUCCCCAACCCCACCCACCACUCCACCUCAGUUAUGUUUACCAAAUACAGUACCAUUGCUAGGCUGCAAAACAUCUCCCAGGCACCAAACCAUUACAAACUUACCCCCUUGUUGGCAGCACAGCUGCAGCAACAACUACUUGUGCCACCAACCCCACCUCCACAGUGUCACAAACCUGUGAUGAAUAAUAUUGUAGAACCUGACAUCAGUUCCCCUCCACCCCCACCACCCCCUCCUCCUCCAGAGAUGCCAGUGCCUGGGUCAGCCAUGGCGGUGUUGAAGCAUGCCCCCCUCAGCCCCCAGUAUACUCCCCCUCCACCUCCAGAAGAAGAUGAGCUGCCAGCCCCAGUAAUGGCAGUAACCAGUAACCUACACCGUAAUGGCAUCCUGCCUCCACCACCAGCCUCAGAGCUGUUAAAAUACCCACCUCCCCUCAGCUCCAACGGGCUGCAGCAGUUCUUAGCUCAGAAGUUCCCUAAUAUGACCUAUGACUUUUCACCUGUCCAGCCAGAUGAUGAGCCUCCACCGCUUCCUCCGCCUCCUCUACCCUCACAGCCUCCAGUGUGUUUCUCUCCACCUCCUCAGCAGUUUGCAGGUCCUCCACCUGCCCCACCAAAAACAUUCACUGUUGGGUUUCCGCCACAAACUACUCCGAAACUUAGUCACAGCAUUUCCCCUGUUUCCCCUGUGCCGCCGACUCUGUCUCCAACCCCUCCAGCAACCAUAAGGAAACAGCAGAGCCUCUCCAGUGGCCACAGUCCCAAUCAACCUCCACCCACACUUCCUAAGCAAUAUAGCCUUUCUUCCAAAGCUCCACCUGUAUCUGCCCCCAUCUCUCCAACCCAAUUUCUUGUAAAGCAGAUUGUAAACCAGUUUCCCGACACCCCUGAUGGAUCCAAAGGUCCUAUUUCUCCUCCUGUGGUAAAAAUCAAACCAAAAUGGCAGCCAGGUGAGCAGGCUCAACCCCAAUCGCCUGAAUUUCCUCCACCUCCACCGGAGAGUAGCCUUGAAUUCCCUCCACCUCCUGCUCCAAGUCCACCUCCUGCCCCUUCUGGGAAAAUGGUGUCACCAAUGAAGAAAUCCCCAUCAACAUCAUCAAAUUCCUCUACUGGUUCAGUUGGGAAGAAGCCCCCUCCGACCCCACAUCGAAACUCCAGCGCAAAGUCAAACUCUUCCAUCGAGUACCAGGAGUCCAAGAAAGUGGAGGAUCUGGUGAGCAUGUUUGCUCAAACCAGUCAACCCACAUCCAACUCCCUCUCAACUCCAUCUUCUACAACAGGAUCACCUUCCAAGGACUCCUCUGCAGGACCUCGGGCAGCAAAACCAGGUAAGAUCAACUUGGUAAAUCUGCCUCUGGCUCUCCAAGGGAAGCCAAGUCAGUAUCGCCAGCCCAGCUCAGACUUUCCCUCUCUCCCCCUGGACUGUGACUUCCCACCACCUCCUCCAGACUCAGAGCUCCUUCCUCCCCCACCUCUCCAAUCAGAACUGCACACCGGGGCUCCCAGAGUGGCCGUGGUGAACCCCCAACCCCAACUCUCCUCCAGCACAUCCUCCUGGAAGCAGAGCUCAUUGAAGAAAACACCACCUGUGGCUGUGCACUGCCGUAGUAGUGGCCCACCCGAGCCGCUUGCCCUUUCUCCACCUCCACAACAAAUCCCUAUAUCAUCUUUUAACUCUCAGAUCCCUCCAACUUCCCCCAAGGGCAAUCUGUCCAUCCAGACCAACUUCCUGGAAGAUCUGAAUAGAACUCUGAAAAGGAAGUCCAUGACCCGACCUGGCUCCCUCACCUCCUCCCGAAUCUCAGCCAAGCUGGAGCCAGUAGCCACCAUGGACGAUAUGGCUCUCCCUCCCCCUCCUCCAGAGCUGCUGCUGGGCCAGCAGAAAAAGGGCGGCUACGUGGCCACCAACAUCUCAGGCUAUGCAACAUUACGGCGAGGACCUCCACCGGCUCCACCCAAACGGGACCAAAACACUAAACUGACAAGUGAGUGGUAGUUGGCACACAUGCCGAUUACAGAUAUGCUACUUUCCUUUUCCACUCUGUUUAUCUUUGAUGGCUGAAACAUGACUGCAUUAAAAUAAUACUCAUUUUAACACCAGAUUAUAAUCACAAUAUGAAAAAGCCAAACCAUCUAUAACAUAGCUUCUCUGCGUGUUUGUGCCGAUUUGCUAUUAAGUAUCAAGCAGAAAUACAAAAGCACUAAGAAAAAGAGUGACAUUAUUAUUAUACAGUAGGUACUGCAUGGACACUGCUGUAAGGAAAGGGUAUAACGUACAUGUAUCAUAAAAUAUAUAUGUGAAACUCUGGGGUGGGAGGGAACUUGUACCUUUUUUAUAUGAAAUUAUUUAAUACCUGAAAUAUAUUCUUAUUUUAAAGUUUAGUUUUGAAACCCUUGGCUGUAAGCAUUUAACGUGAAUAGAAAAUCAGGGUUGUUGAACCGAUGCUUGUAUGUGUGUGCGUGCAUUUUGACUGAGUGAUUUGGUUGAUCCAGUCUCAGAAAAAAAAAGAGAGAGCCUGGUUAUAAUGCCGCCCUUGCUCAUCAUUAAAUGUGUAAAUCCUGUAUUUGGGGAUUGCACUUAUGUAGCAUACAUUUUAAAUGAAGUAUUCUACCAAAUUUUCCAAAUUUAAUUUAAAUGGUUUAGAACCUUUCAGUAAAAUGUCAAGAAAGAAAAAAACUAUUACCAUUGUGAUUGAUAAAUAUGUUCUGUUGUGUUCCUGUGGAUCCUUAAUUUUCAUGAAGAUGUUCAAAUGUUAGAUGAAGAUUAAAACAAAUGAGCCCAUUACCAGUUGAGUAUAUCUCUGUGUGUAUCUGGGCAGUGUCUGGGAUGGGAUGUGCUCUGUCUAUGUUGGUUACAUUACUAUCUAUCUGUAAAUACAGCUGCAGUUCCUGACUUUAUCAACAUGCAUUAGCUCUGUAUGAGUGAUACACACACUAGGAAGUUGUCAUUCUGCCCAUUUUGACCACUUGCUAUGCUCCCAUGAUGACCUCUAUCUCAGUGCUGUGUAGGUGUCACAUGUCAGGAACAUCUCUCAUGUCAUGGCAAUGCCAAAACAUUCACUGACAUUAAUCUUGCAUGCAUGCUUCCAUAGCAUUGUUACACACUUUAGAAUUUUAGGAUCAUAGCCAAAAAAUAAAGUGUCAAGUUUACUUGACUUAAAAUGCAAAAAAUUCACUGUGUGCCUAAUGUCAUUGUCAUCCAUCUAUCGAACUUGAAUGCGUAGGUUGACAAAGCAUUUACAUGAUCGUUUUGCAUCUCCAAAUAAAAAUAAAAGAAAAUCGAAAUUGGAAAUCUGAAUGCAAAAAUGUAAGCACAAACAGAGCCCUCUUCUAGGAAGAUGUACAGAGCUAAUGGUGCUGCUUAAAGUCAGGAACAUUAUAGUUAGUUAAAUGGGAAAUUAAAUGUCUGUUACAUUUAAACUUAACAAUAUAAAUGUGUAAAUCACAAUGUUGUCCACGUUUUUAUUCUUUUUAUUAUUUAGCAUCAUACUCUUAGUACAAUUGUAAGCUUCUUAUGAAUUAUUAUGUGAUUUACAGUUGUAAAUGCUUAGUUUUAAAAUAGACCUUAAUCUCUUAAAUGUAUGUGCUUGGGCAGUAUUAAACACUAUCCUGAUCAUGAUCAUGUUUAAACUAAAAAAUAAUGUGCCUUGGGUAGAACACUGAUCAAUAGUCUACAACAAUACCCCAGCAAUUAACCCUAAAUGAAAAAUGUCACAAGUCAUGGUUUACCACAGAAAUGUCUACAGUUUUA
Molecule: messenger RNA, 6407 nt
Organism: Xyrauchen texanus (razorback sucker)
Lineage: Eukaryota; Metazoa; Chordata; Actinopteri; Cypriniformes; Catostomidae
Product: ras-associated and pleckstrin homology domains-containing protein 1-like
Exons: 14
Coding region: 516-4652 (1378 amino acids)
Biological process (GO): signal transduction
Cellular component (GO): cytosol; plasma membrane
Source: RefSeq, a predicted model, not a curated record